Loxodonta africana (African savanna elephant) is the source of this 1602-nucleotide messenger RNA. RefSeq names its product DExD-box helicase 39B (gene DDX39B). Gene Ontology annotation, biological process: mRNA export from nucleus; mRNA splicing, via spliceosome. Gene Ontology annotation, molecular function: RNA helicase activity; RNA binding; ATP binding. The record is from RefSeq and is a predicted model, not a curated record. Bases 125 to 1411 code for a protein of 428 amino acids. The transcript is spliced from 10 exons. NCBI's taxonomy places the organism in Eukaryota, Metazoa, Chordata, Mammalia, Proboscidea, Elephantidae.
CAGAAACUCGUUAUAUUCCUUUCCCUCUCCUGUUCCUUAAACCCCAGUCUUCCCCCUUGAUUUCACUUACUCUUAGUGAACCUAUCUAGAAACCCCGUUCCAUACUCCCCCUGCUGGCCCAGUUAUGGCAGAGAAUGAUGUGGACAAUGAGCUCUUGGACUAUGAAGAUGAUGAGGUGGAGACAGCAGCUGGAGGAGAUGGGGCUGAGGCCCCUGCUAAGAAGGAUGUCAAAGGCUCCUACGUCUCCAUCCACAGCUCUGGCUUUCGUGACUUCCUGCUCAAGCCAGAGUUGCUUCGCGCCAUUGUUGACUGUGGUUUUGAGCAUCCAUCAGAAGUCCAGCAUGAGUGCAUCCCUCAGGCCAUUCUGGGAAUGGAUGUUCUGUGCCAGGCCAAGUCAGGCAUGGGAAAGACAGCAGUGUUCGUGCUGGCUACACUGCAACAGCUCGAACCAGUUACUGGACAGGUGUCUGUGCUGGUGAUGUGUCACACUCGGGAGUUGGCUUUCCAGAUUAGCAAGGAGUAUGAACGCUUCUCUAAAUACAUGCCCAAUGUCAAGGUCGCGGUGUUUUUCGGUGGUCUGUCUAUCAAGAAGGAUGAAGAGGUGCUGAAGAAGAACUGCCCGCAUAUCGUCGUGGGGACACCUGGCCGCAUCCUGGCCCUGGCUCGAAAUAAAAGCCUCAACCUCAAGCAUAUUAAACACUUUAUUUUGGAUGAGUGUGAUAAGAUGCUUGAACAGCUCGACAUGCGUCGGGAUGUCCAGGAAAUUUUUCGCAUGACCCCCCAUGAGAAGCAGGUCAUGAUGUUCAGUGCUACCUUGAGCAAAGAGAUCCGUCCAGUCUGCCGCAAGUUCAUGCAAGACCCAAUGGAGAUCUUCGUGGAUGAUGAGACGAAGCUGACGCUGCAUGGAUUGCAGCAGUACUACGUGAAACUGAAGGACAACGAGAAGAACCGGAAACUCUUUGACCUUCUAGAUGUCCUUGAGUUUAACCAGGUGGUGAUCUUUGUGAAGUCUGUGCAGCGUUGCAUUGCCCUGGCCCAGCUCCUAGUGGAGCAGAAUUUCCCAGCCAUUGCCAUCCACCGUGGGAUGCCCCAGGAGGAGAGGCUUUCUCGGUACCAGCAGUUUAAAGAUUUUCAAAGACGAAUUCUUGUGGCUACCAACCUAUUUGGCCGAGGCAUGGACAUCGAGCGGGUGAACAUUGCCUUUAAUUAUGACAUGCCUGAGGAUUCUGACACCUACCUGCAUCGGGUGGCCAGAGCGGGCCGGUUUGGCACCAAGGGCUUGGCCAUUACGUUUGUGUCGGAUGAGAAUGAUGCCAAGAUUCUUAAUGAUGUCCAGGAUCGCUUUGAGGUCAAUAUUAGUGAGCUGCCUGAUGAGAUAGACAUCUCCUCCUACAUUGAACAGACACGGUAGAGGAUUCACUCGUUGCGGAAUGUGACAGUCUGCCCCUCUUCAGGAGACAACACCAGGCGUGGGGGUGAAGGAGACACUACUGCCACCUAUCCCUGACCCCUCCCCCACGGCUUCCCUCUUUUGCAUCACCACCACUCCCAAGUCCCCAUCCCUGAUUUGUCAGAAUUUUUUUAACAAAACUAAAAAUGAAA